AUGAAGACUUUCACAGUAAUGCUAGGAUAUAUUAUUGUUGCUACCUAUUCCUUGAUGCUUCCAGCUGAUUGGUCCGGUAUUGUCAAACCAACUCUCUUGGGUCUAAGAGACACCAAACUACGAUUAUCAAAUUCAUUACAAUCCCUAAUGACUACAAAAGGAUUGGGAUCUAGCUUUACACAAUUAUCACAUUCUCCUUCAAAUUAUACUUCUGCUUCAAUUAGUGAGUUUAAUAAAUCUAGUGUUGAUUCUGAUGAUUUGAUUUUUAUUCCCAAAGAAUUAAUGAAUCCACCUAUGUUUGCAACAUUAGGAUUAAAUAAUUUGUUUCAUGAUAUUCAAUGGUUAAAUUUAUCUAAUACCCAACAAUUAAUAAUUCCCAAAAUUACUGAAUUUCAAUCGAUGUUUAUAUUUAAUACUAGUGGAGAACCAAUUUUACAAUUUCCUAAUAGUGCAAAACAAAGAAUGAAUCAUUAUUCAAGUGGUUCUUUACAUAAUUGGGGGAAAGUAUUUAGUAAAUCAGUUCCAUUCACUUUACCUAAUUUAUUAGAAUUAGUUGAUUAUUAUAUGAUUAUACCAUCAAAUCAUUAUUUCGAUUCAUUGAAAUCAAAUCAUACUUCAGUUUAUAUUAAGAGUUUGAUAACUAUUCCUAGAGAGAAAUUACCAAUUUUCAGACCAAGCUUAACUGGUGACAAACCAAUGGUAGUUUUCAUGUUUAAUCAAACUAGUACAUCAUUUGUCAGUGACGAUAAAUUGAAAAAUACUCCAAUUUUCACUAUAAAGAAUUAUUUAGCCUAUCCUCAAGAUGUUUCCCAUAAAGUAUCAGCCAGUGUUUCCAAUUUCUUUGACAAAUUAGCCAAGCUGUGGCUCAAAUCAAUCAAUUAUGAAAGUUUAAUCCAUGCAGUAUAUUGUAAUUUAAAUGUAGCUGAUAAUCACAAAGAAGAAGAUAGUUAUUGUUUAAAGAUUCAAGAUGAUGAACAAAGUGUCCAUAUUUUCCCAGCAUUCUAUGAACUUGCAGCACCUUCCAUAAGUUCUUUCCUGCCCCAGCAAAGUUCUCAAAAAUCGCAAUUACUUCUGAACCAAGAAGUUGAACAACAACUGCUUCAUCAGACAUAUUAUGAUCUUAGGGAACAUGUUUCGAAUAGUCAUCAUUUGUUGAAACAAAAGACAAAACAAUUGGUAUCAAAACGUGAUAAAUAUAAUGAAGGAAAUAAUAGUACUGCCACAGAGAUUGAAUUACAAGCAUUAAGACAGAUUCAUGAUAAGUUAAGUCAUGGUGCUGGGAAAUUUAAUGAGUUUAGUUAUGAAUUUGUUCAUGAUCCAAAAGUAACUAUUGAAAAAGUUGAUGAAAAGGUUGAUAAUAAGGUAGAUGCUACUGUGACUAGAAUUAUAAAUAAAAAAGAUCACGUGAAAAUGAAAGCGGAUGAGAAGAAGACGGUUUUUAUUAAGGAAGUUGAAGAUAAAUUGGAUACUUUGGAUGAUAAAACUGACCUAAUUGCUGAUGCGAUCAAGAGAAAGAAGAAUGAAUUGAAGAAAUAUAGAAUCCGUCCUAAAGUUUUUGAAAAGCUGGAAGCUAUAACAUAUUAUACUGAUGAUGAUUGUGAUGAUGAAAAGGAUGGUAAGUUUUCAUUUAUAGAUGAACUUAAUGCUGCAAAGGAAGAUAUUCCUGAUGAUAUUCCUGAUAUGUCAAUCUAUGAGAAUGAUAUAGAAUAUAUAAACAAAAGAGAUGAUCUUUAUGAAGAAUAUGAACAAAUCACUCAAAAUCCUGACGGAACAAUUUUAGUACCUUUUUCAAUGUGGAAAUUAGCUGAAGCUGAAUCAACUAGUCCUAGGAAAAAGACAUAUAGUCAAAUUAUCAAUAUGGAUUUGGUUAAACCGUUUUCAAAGAGGGGGAGUAUGAUUCAAGCCAUGGCUUCAGCAAAUGAUACCGAUUGUCAACCAAUCACUUGGUAUAACAUCUUCCAUUAUAGUAUUUUUGGUGAGCCUAAGUUUUGUAAUGACAGUUAG
Messenger RNA from Hemisphaericaspora subhashii, 2004 nucleotides. RefSeq lists its product as uncharacterized. NCBI's taxonomy places the organism in Eukaryota, Fungi, Ascomycota, Pichiomycetes, Serinales, Debaryomycetaceae. The coding region runs from base 1 to 2004 and encodes 667 amino acids. The transcript has a single exon. The record is from RefSeq and is a predicted model, not a curated record.